This is a messenger RNA of Gopherus flavomarginatus (Mexican gopher tortoise), 2150 nucleotides long. RefSeq names its product Kin17 DNA and RNA binding protein (gene KIN). Gene Ontology annotation, biological process: DNA damage response; DNA replication. The coding region runs from base 36 to 1214 and encodes 392 amino acids. The transcript has 13 exons. Gene Ontology annotation, molecular function: double-stranded DNA binding. NCBI's taxonomy places the organism in Eukaryota, Metazoa, Chordata, Testudines, Testudinidae. The record is from RefSeq and is a predicted model, not a curated record. Gene Ontology annotation, cellular component: nucleus.
CCGCUUCCGGUCUGGGCCGAGGGUCGGCCGCCGCCAUGGGGAAGUCGGAUUUCCUGAGCCCCAAGGCCAUCGCCAACCGCAUCAAGUCGAAGGGGCUGCAGAAGCUGCGCUGGUACUGCCAGAUGUGCCAGAAGCAGUGCCGGGAUGAGAAUGGCUUCAAAUGUCAUUGUAUGUCCGAAUCCCACCAGAGACAGCUGCUACUUGCUUCUGAAGAUCCUCAACAGUUCAUGGAUUAUUUUUCAGAAGAAUUCCGAAAUGAUUUCUUAGAACUACUCAGGAGACGAUUUGGAACUAAGAGAGUACACAAUAAUAUUGUAUACAAUGAAUAUAUCAGCCAUCGAGAGCACAUCCACAUGAAUGCCACGCAAUGGGAAACCCUAACUGACUUUACUAAAUGGUUAGGGAGAGAAGGCUUCUGCAAAGUGGAUGAGACUCCUAAAGGCUGGUAUAUCCAGUAUAUUGAUCGGGACCCAGAAACUAUCCGUAGACAACAGGAACAAGAGAAGAAAAAGAAACAGGACCUUGAUGAUGAAGAAAAAACUGCUAAAUUCAUUGAAGAGCAAGUUAGGAGAGGCUUGGAGGGGAAAGAACAGGAAAGGCCUGUCUAUACUGAACUAAACAGAGAAAACGAUGAAGAGAAAGUUGCAUUCAAUUUAAACAAAGGAGCAAGUACUUCGGUAGCAGCGUCUUCUAAAACAAGCAGUGUCCUUGGACUGAGUGCAUUGAAGAUGGUGGGAGGAGCAGGAUCAGUUAAACGGAAAGAAUCUGCUCACAGCUCAGGUCAAUCAAAAGAGAAAAAGAAGAAAUCUGCACUGGAUGAGAUCAUGGAGUUUGAAGAAGAAAAGAAAAAAACAGCUCGAACAGACUACUGGUUGCAGCCUGAAAUUGUUGUAAAAAUUGUAACAAAAAAACUUGGUGAGAAGUAUCAUAAGAAGAAAGCAGUUGUUAAGGAGGUAAUUGACAAAUACACAGCAGUUGUAAAGAUGAUUGAUUCUGGAGACAAACUGAAACUUGACCAGACACAUCUAGAGACAGUAAUACCGGCACCAGGAAAGAAAGUUCUGGUUUUAAAUGGAGGUUACAGAGGAAAUGAAGGCAUCUUAGAAUCUAUAAACGAGAAGAACUUCUCAGCAGCAAUAAUCAUUGAAUCUGGGCCUUUAAAAGGACGGAGAAUUGAAGGCAUUCAGUAUGAAGACAUUUCCAAACUCCUUUGAGACUCAAAGCAAUGGGUCAAAGCUGACUCUUAGAAACAUCAAAUUGGUGUCCUCUAUGCAGACACACGAGACUCUACUGUGUCAGGGUUUUUAAUUUGUGUAUAUAGAAAAAACAACCUAGAUUUAUGUAAAGACCACUAUAAAUUUGUUAACAUUUGUGAAAAUCUUGUCUAAACUGAUUCUGUAUCAAAGUUGUAUUAUGUUGUCAUAUUUUCAUUUGUUUUCUAAGAUUAGGCGAUACCUGUGUGCCGGAAUAUUUUACUUACUGAAGUAUGUUAAACUUAUUAUAAAAUAUCACCAGCUAGAAAGGGCCACUUGAGGAAGGUACUGUAUGUAACACAGUCUAUACUUUGCAUAACACACUUCUGGAUCUGCUGCCAAAACAAAAUUCUGGCUUUAGAACAAGCAAAGAGAUUUAAAAAAGGCAGGAAGGCAGCAGUGCUGUAGGGGAUUAUUUUUCUGAGUUUUGAUGAUGUACGUAAGAAUGGUUUGGUUUAUUAGUUUUAAAGUGAGUGCAAUAAAUUACAGCAGAACUUGCUUAAUCAGUACUCUGCUAAACCACACACCCAGUCAGGACCUGAUCCUCGCAUCCUCUGUGUUCCCAUUACUGAUCACGGCUGGACUUGCCUCUGUAGCGACUCCAAGACUUAACCCUUAAUUGGCAUGAUUUAUGGGGCAGUGCACUUCUGUGAAUCUGAACAGUAAAGACAUGGCACACCUAGUUGUCUGUUCAGUUAAUAGAGAGGAAGUGAUGGUUGUGCUGGCAUAGAUUCCCCAGGGCCUAGUCCUUUGUUCACUUUAAUGCUGCUUUCCUGCUCUAUUGUGGAUCCUAAAUGAGUCACUUUUCUUUGAAUAGUUUUUAAAAUGUGUAACAUUUUGUAUAACACUUAGUUUUAAAGCAAUCUGUGGAAUAAAAGCACCUCUCUCUCAGCACAA